CACUAUUUACAGACAGAAUGUCACUUGAAGGGCGCCUCUCUGUUCAGCCCAUCACGUCCGUGCAUUUGAUUGGUGACGAGCCCGUUUUGUAAGGAGCCAGGUGCGCACACCAUUGCCAGCCCGACAAACACUUUCACUGCCUGCGUAACUAAACAUGGUACUGGGGAUUUUCCAGUAGAACGCUACCUAUGCUGCGUAACAGACGGGCGAUUUGCAUGAAGACCCGCUUUACAUGACAGGCUGCCAGCUUGGUAGCUAACGCGCGAUCAACCCUGCGAGCAGGAGGGGCGCCUUGAUACUGCGCGCGAAGCGCUCCGCCUCGGCUGAUGCAAUCUGAAAGAAGGAACUCGAGUGUGAAGCUCGCGACACAUGGGGACAGAAGAAAGGUGGCCCUGAUUGAUUUGAAGUCUGAUGGAGAAGAGCCGGUGCCCAGUAGAGGAAGGGGUUGGGCUAGGCUUGGCAGAAUCCAGCACUGGCUUGAUAGCUGACACAUCUGAUGGCACAUUGCCUGUAUAUGAUGCUCCAAGUACCCGGCCAACAUGGGGAAACAAAAUGCAGUACAUCCUUGCACAGGUUGGCUUCUCGGUUGGACUUGGCAAUGUUUGGCGUUUUCCGUACCUGUGCCACCAGAACGGGGGAGGAGCUUUCUUGUUGCUGUACUUCUUGCUGUUGAUCAUCAUUGGAAUCCCAUUGUUUUUCCUUGAGCUUGCGGCGGGUCAGAGCAUUCGUCAGGGCAGCAUUGGUGUAUGGAAACACAUAAGCCCCCGCUUGGCAGGCAUUGGAUUUGCAAGCUGUGUGGUGUGCUCCUUUGUGGCACUCUACUAUAAUGUUAUUAUUGCCUGGAGCCUCUUCUACUUGGGAAACUCCUUCCAGUACCCUCUGCCUUGGGAUUCUUGCCCAAGUAUGGCCAACAGCAGUAAUCAGGUUCCUGAAUGCACCCAGAGCUCACCAACCACAUACUUCUGGUACCGCCAGGCCUUGGACAUCACAGACUCCAUUGAUGAUACUGGUUCUUUUAAUCCCAUCAUGAUUGGGUGCCUCUUUGCCGCCUGGGUCAUUGUCUGCUUGGCCAUGAUUAAAGGCAUUAAGUCUUCUGGAAAGGUCAUGUAUUUCAGUUCAGUUUUCCCCUAUGUGGUACUUUUCUGCUUCCUAGUCAGAGGGCUCCUUUUGGAAGGUGCUGCUGAUGGAAUUCGCUAUAUGUUCUAUCCACGGUUGCAGAUAUGGGGUGAUGUACAAGUGUGGCGGCAGGCAGCAACACAGGUGUUCUUUGCCCUUGGCCUUGGUUUUGGCAGUGUGAUUGCUUAUUCCAGCUACAAUAGCCACAACAAUAAUUGCCACUUUGAUGCCAUCCUUGUCUCCUUCAUCAACUUCAUGACUUCAGUUCUUGCAUCAUUGGUGGUAUUUGCAGUCCUGGGCUUCCGGGCCAAUGUUAUUGUGAAAGACUGUAUGGAAACAAACCUUAAGCACUUUUCAAUGCUGAUGAAAAUGGGCUUCAUAAACAUAAGCCAAGUCAUCAUUCCUAAUACCAGUGCCACUGUGCAGGAGUACCAAUUGUGGUAUGAGCAACAUCAGGCUGUCCUAAAAGGUAUCCCGCUUGAGCACUGCAGCUUAGAGAAGGAGAUGAACAAAGGCGUGGAAGGAACAGGUUUGGCUUUCAUUGCGUUCACAGAAGCCAUGAGCCUAUUUCCAGCAUCUCCUUUCUGGUCUGUGCUCUUCUUCCUGAUGCUGCUGAACUUGGGCCUGAGCACCAUGUUUGGUAACAUGCAGGGCAUUCUAACUCCGCUUUUUGACAACUUCUCAGCUAUGCGCAGGAGAAGGACACUUUUGACAGUGUUAAGCUGCCUGCUGGGAUUCCUUAUUGGCCUGCUAUUUGUCCAGCGCUGUGGCAGCUAUUUUGUCACAAUGUUUGAUGACUACUCGGCCACUCUUCCACUUAUUAUCGUUGUAGUGUUUGAGACCAUCAGUGUGUCCUGGGUCUAUGGAGCUGAGCGAUUUAUAGAUGAUAUUGAAGAGAUGUUGGCAUGGCGCCCACCAGUAGUAUAUAAAUACAUGUGGAAAUAUAUCUGCCUUAUUGGUAUGGUAGGCCUGCUUCUUGCCAGUCUUAUCCAAAUGUGUAUCCAGCACCCCACUUAUAGGGCAUGGAAUGUCUCACAGGCAGAAGAAGUCACCCUUCAGUAUCCACCUUGGGGGAUGGUGGUCUUGAUUGGACUCAUUCUGUUGGCCUCUCUGCCUAUCCCUGCCUUAUUUAUUCGCCAGCUGGUACGAGAGUAUGUGGGCUGGCCAGAUGCUGAUCCCACUCAGACUUCACACAACUACUAUGCUGAAGUAUACUCAAAGUGCUCUACUGAUCCUGAUGCUGCUCAGAUCGCUGAGCAGGCUGCAGAGGAGAUGGAUGAGGGCACCCGUGAAAAUGGAUUCUUUGUACGAGAGAAUGAGGAGUACAAACUUCUACCACAAGAAGAGGGCACUGAUGCACAAGCAGAAUUUCCUUGGACAGCCACCACUGGGUUAUAACUUCCAGAUUUCCAUCCACCCAGUGUUUUUUUCCAGGUCGAAAGAAAUUUUCAGUUGUUGGUGAUGGGGAAAGUUGGGGUCAAAAAUUAUGAAUGAGAAUACUGAUUUAGUCAGCGUAUCCCCACAGAGUGAAGCAGAAUGAGCCUUAAGGAGUCUUCCUCAAAAUUAGCUAUAGUGAUGUUCCUUCGAUAUGCCACACCUUGGCUUAUUUCAUUUGAGCCUGUGAAAAAUGGCUAGGACAAAUGGACAUCAUAAUGCCCAAUUUUAUGUAUAUUUUCAGCCAAACCUGGAAUCAUUGUAUAAUAGGUUUCUUCCCAGCAAUCCGCACCAGUAUUAUUUGUAAAAAUUCUUAUAUCACAUCAGCGCUCUUCCAGAAUCCCAGACCUGUGCAUUUUUAGAAAGACUGUGGCCUUCUGCUCAUCAUUUUAUUUAGUACCAGUUCGUCUACGCAUUCUGUGAAUGUAGUAUUGUGACAAGCCGGAAUGGUAUAUAGUAUUGUUAUUGCAUGAUGUCACAGAUUUUAACAAAUGUUACCCAUUUCACAACAAAUUGGCAUGAAAGACAUUUUCUUUGUAUCCCCAUCACUGAAGCUAAGUAAUUACCUAUGCAUCAGGUUAACCCUCUUCAGACAUCUGUCUCUAAACUACAACUCCUUUGCCACCACUCACUCUCUACACGGAUGUCCCCUUUAUUGAGGCAUUUUCCCCAUUUUGAGUAAGGUAGAGUUGAGACAACCUCAAAUCUGCUCUUUGGUGUUGCAUUACUAUUGUAGAAAAUUUUACCUUAGAUUCUUGGCAGGAAUUUUUUAGCAACUUUUUUUGGGCAGCCAUUUUAAAUUUCUUCAAGUUGUAAUUUCUGCCUCUACAUUAACAGCCUUGUGCCCUUAUUUGUGAAAAAUGAAUUUCCAUUACUAUUUAUUUUUUAACUGCACAUUUAGUUUGAAUCUAUAUGGUUCUCAGUUAAUGCAACUUACUCUUCCUUUGUCUCUCCAUAACCAUUAUAGGAGUUUGGUUCAUAAGUCAUCUUACCUCUCAGGUUACUUCAGUCUAGUUUUUUUUUUAUGUCUACCCCCACCAUUCUGGCCCUUUGUUUCCACUUGUCAUUUUUAGCCUCUGUUUAUUUCUUCAUCAAGGUCAACAAUAAGUUUACCACAUUAUCCAGUCUCAUCCAGUGUCUUCUCUUUUGUGACUUCCACUGACUCCAGUAUAGCUUGGUCUAGACAUGUUGGGCUCUUGAGUGUGGUACAACAUCAUUUUCUAUAAUAUUUGAUCCCAGCUUUCGCUACUUCUAAAAUAUUACACUUUGGUUCCAUGUCACUGUGGUGCACGCUGGCCAUUCCAGGUUUUUACCUUCCCAAUGCAAAUCUGCUUUCAUAUUCUUCAUCUUGUAUUCAGGUCUGCUACCCACACAGAAACUCUUUCACUCAAAUUCUAUAUUCCUUAACUUUAUCCAGAAUCAUUCUGACUUUAUAUUUAAAUUGACCAUAAAUAAUUGCCAUUUUAACCACUAAAUCAAUACAUCUCUGCACUGCAUGCAUUCUUUCUAUAGUCUAGAAUCAAUUAAACCCUUUCUCAUGGGGCUGUCAGUUACAGAUUUUGCCAGCUUGGUUAAUGUUGUGUAAAUUAACCACACUUGUCGAUUUAAACAUGAGGUUGGGGAUGGGUGGGUGUUAAUAAAAGAUGAUUUUUAUUUAUUUUAAACACCAAAGUGUAAUGUGCACAUAACUGAAUAAUGGCUUUCUGAACCACUUACAAAGUUUUGUUUCCUCUUCAGGUAAUUUUAAGUAAUUUAAAUGACAUCUGCUUGCAUUGUACUGGUUUUACUGUUACAAUUGUCAUGCAGCUUACCUCACAGGGCUUCAAAUAUUGGGAGAAGAGAGUUGGUGUGGCAGAAAUUUGUUUAAACAGCUGACUGCAUGCUGCCGGUCAUGCAUUCAGCUCUGCCUGAAUUUUAAUAACUUGGAUUUGGAACUUGUUCAGCCAUAAGCAGUGGCCAUCGGCGGAGAAAAAGAAAAUGUACAAAAUAUAUAAGUUGAAUGAACCUCACUGAAGGUAAAUUUAACUAAUAUGAAAUUUACAUUGUACAGAAGUUUUUCUAUUUUAUGACAUUAUAUAAAUUUGCUAGUGCUUUUAAAAUUAGAUUUGCUCAUAUUUAAUACUUGUACAGUUCACUCUAUUUAAAAUACCUUGGUGAAUACUGAACCUUCACAACAAAUUUCCUUGAAGAAUAAAUAUACCAAACUUCAAAAAGACUUUCCACUUGUUGUUAUGAGGACAGUCAGACAGUCAUGUCAACAAUAAACGGCCGUUUUUCACCUUUAUGCAAAGUUCACCUAACAGAAAAAAAAAAUGGUUAAUAGUUUUUCACCAUCAUGAAGGGGUGUCACCACGGAUACUCAUUUCAAUGACAAUCGGAACAGGGCUACUUCAUCAUGUCCUUUGCAAAAGAUGGUACAUUCCCCUUUAGAUCUGGUUCAUUCUUGUGUCAUGCACACCUUGCUUUCCAAUCAGUUUGGUUCCUUUUUCGAUGUCUCAAAUCUUGAGACAUUCCAAAAACAAACUCUUUAGCUACGUUUUCUUGUCCACAUUCUUCAAAUAUGGCUAUGCUACAUUUUAUUAAAGGUUUGUGAUUGUAUUUUUACUGUUUUCAGCACAAAUAUCAUACCUACAUAGGCUUUUAAUACAGUGUACUGUAGUUCUAUAGGUUCGGAAUCUUUUGGCAAAUACAGGUUGACUUGUGUUGUAUGUACUGUGACCCAGUUAACUGGUCCAGUCAGGUCUGCCAUUUCCCUUCCUGGCUGAUGGGAGAGCUUCUGAACUAGAAGAUGACAUCAGUUUUUCAUGUAAUGAAGUAAAUUUGCUGGUGGUGUCUUUAUUUUGGUUUUACGUCUGUGAAUGCCUAAAUUGAGCGCUGUAACAGAAGCUGUAUAGUCAUUGCAUUGCAAGAAAGUCCUUGCAUUCAAAUGUAUGAACUGCAGAAAUACAAAUAAGGGGGAAGAGAACUUGCUUAGAGCAGGUUUGUAUGUAUGUAUCAUCAUUAGCUCUGAAUCUGAACUUGAAAAUUUCCAUAUGAAGAGAGUCUGUUUUGCAAACUUCAGGUUUUUUACAAAUUUUUUACUUGUGUCCAUCUGUUCUGCUCCAAUAUUGUUGUUACCUCUGAAUUAAGGAUGUGGCAUAAAUCAAGGAGCAGCAGAGCUGGCAGCUGUUUUGAAUGGCUGUCAAUAUUUUGUA
Messenger RNA from Polypterus senegalus (gray bichir), 5744 nucleotides. It is a transcript of the gene slc6a16a, whose product is annotated as solute carrier family 6 member 16a. Gene Ontology annotation, cellular component: membrane. Lineage: Eukaryota; Metazoa; Chordata; Cladistia; Polypteriformes; Polypteridae. The transcript has 13 exons. Bases 412 to 2514 code for a protein of 700 amino acids. Gene Ontology annotation, biological process: sodium ion transmembrane transport. The record is from RefSeq and is a predicted model, not a curated record.